This is a messenger RNA of Thunnus maccoyii (southern bluefin tuna), 1825 nucleotides long. RefSeq names its product immunoglobulin kappa light chain-like. The transcript is spliced from 6 exons. The record is from RefSeq and is a predicted model, not a curated record. Bases 333 to 1376 code for a protein of 347 amino acids. Lineage: Eukaryota; Metazoa; Chordata; Actinopteri; Scombriformes; Scombridae. Gene Ontology annotation, biological process: response to bacterium.
UGUUGGUUUGUUUACGUCUGAGGCUGUGGAUAGUUCAGUGUCUGUUUGAAAAUGUUAAUAAAUGCUGUAAAUUCAUUUGUAGUAGUUACACAGCUGGGAUUAUUCUCAUCCAUGGACACUUCUAGAUCUUCUGAGUCUAACAGCUACAGGUCCCACUCUGCAGAAAAAGUUUUCCUCUUCACUCUUCAGGAGAACAGUGACUUCAGGAACAGCAGCAGUUUCUCUGAGGACACGCAGUAUGACUUCUGGUUGGCCAAUCAAAUGCAGUCUUGUCUCUGAAGAGUGAAGAAAAGAUCAUAGCUCUUUUCAUUUCACACGACAAGUUGAACACGAUGACAUCUCCAGUGUUUGCUCUCUAUCUCACAUGUCUGUUUUUGGGGAAAACAGCUCAGACAACUGCUCUGAAUUUCUCCUCAUCUGUUCGUCAAGACAGUAGUUUUAUAUCAGCUAAUGUUGGUGACAGCAUAUCUUUGAGAUGUUCCUAUGAAGGUGAUGUUGUGACAAGGCUUUACUGGUAUAAACAAACUCUGGGACAGAGACCAAGGAUCAUCUCCACUUUCUAUACGUUUGACAGAAAUGGCACUUUUUAUAAUGAAUUCAACAACAAUCCUCGCUUCACACUGGAUACUGAAAACAGUAAAAAUUACUUGAAGAUCACAGAUUUGCACAUUUCAGACUCAGCGACUUACUACUGCGUUAGUAGCUAUUUAUACACGUUAGAAUUUUCAGAGAACAUUAUUGUCAGUGUAAAGGGUUCAGGUUUGAACAUCCAAGCUUUGGUCUAUCCGUCGGCAUCUGAGAGCAUCCAGCCAGGAGGCUCUGUGACUCUGAACUGUACAGUACACGCUGGGACCUGUGAUGAUGGAGAACACAGUGUUUACUGGUUCAAAAACUCUCACGAAUCUCAACCAGGAGUCAUUUACACACGUGGAGGCAGGAAUGAUCAGUGUGAGAGGAAUAACAACACACAAACACACACCUGUGUGUACAACUUGCCAAUGAAGAGUCUGGAUCUUUCUCAUGCUGGGACCUACUACUGUGCUGUCACCUCAUGUGGACAGAUACUGUUUGGAAACGGGACCAAGCUGGACGUUGGCUACUCUCCUGUCUUGGUGUAUUUCUUGAGUGGAGCUUUGGCGUUCACCACCAUCCUCAGUGUUUUACUGGCUUUCUCAGUGUGCAUGAUGAACAUGAUCAACAGCUUCCAAUCUGCAGAGUCUCAAGCAAGAAUUUCAGCUCCCCUGACAGUCAAUGCAAAGGGUUACAAAGACACAGACAACCUGUAUUAUGAUGCUUCAAGUGUGAAUCUGACCAACAGACGAAGAAGACAGAAGAACCAAACCUUGAGUGAAUGUGUGUACUACAGCGUAAAGUAGUAGAACUGGACAUGUUUCAUUUGUACUUUGUGCAUAAGACAUUAUGUUGUAGAAUCUCUUUGAAGGUGUAACAUGGAUUUAGUUGAAAGUUUGAGAGAAAUAUGUUUUAUAGUUUCUUAAUUCUCUUGCUAUGCUGUAGUAUUUUUAGGAUACUCUACUUUUUGUCUUAGUAGUCUUUAGUAGAAUAUCUGCACAGCUUUGUUUCUUGCAAAUGCACUGUGUAUGUCAUGUUAUUUUUAGUACAUACUGUAUGAAUAUAAAGAUUUUUGUGUCUUAACCAGUAAAUCAUUUGAUCUAUACUGUAGAAGGUACUUGUGGGUUUUUAGGAUAAAGAUUGUGUUGGACUUUUGUGUUUUAUCCACAUUGGUUUGUUUGUAUUGGUUUAGCAUGUAUGUGUUUUUGUACAUUUUAUAUUAAUAAUCAAAUAAACAUAAUCUAAAUUUGGAAGA